Molecule: messenger RNA, 1939 nt
Organism: Eupeodes corollae
Lineage: Eukaryota; Metazoa; Arthropoda; Insecta; Diptera; Syrphidae
Gene: GrlHz
Exons: 6
Coding region: 395-1852 (485 amino acids)
Source: RefSeq, a predicted model, not a curated record
GUACUUUCUUAUCGCCUAUAUUACUCAGUCAGGGUUAUCUUUUUGGAGAAAGUGCGGCUGCAGAUCUCCUCUCGCGCAAUCCUACUUUGUCAAGCUCCAGACUUCGGGCAAAAAUAUAAACAAAACAGAGAAAGAACUCAGAGCCAGAGUCAAAGCUGUAAUCAGUAAUUCCGCAUAGUUUUCUGUUAAAUGCAACAACUAUAUCGUCCCCAAUAAUAGCAAUGGCAAGCCCUCCAUCUCAAGACACAAAAUGCAUACGACUUCAGUGCACCGGAAAAUAUGAGCACGAUCAGUGUCAUAUUCUGCUUCCCGAACUCAAACACCAAUCUCAUUAAUUUGUUUGGAUUUGUUUUGUUUUUUGUUUUUCUUAUUUGACUCUUAAUCUGUCAAGACCAUGUUUAAUGAGGGAUCCGAUGACAGCCUUCCAAGUACAUCUCAAUUGCUUAGCUCUUCAAGCAUUGAGUGUGCCAAUGGACAGCUUCGUGAAUCAGACCGAGAGCAUCAACCGAUCGUCUCACCAAAUAAACAUCAACGAUCGACGCAUUCGAUCAGUAAUAGCGAGCGUCAUGGAUACUCUAAAAUGGCAUCUUCCUCUACGACCUUCGAAGACAGUAUGACCGAGAUUAUUAUGGACGAUGCUGCCACUGAUAGUGAACCAACUUCGGCUAUUCUUGACUAUUGCAAGAAAAAGUUUCUGCGACCCUAUAUGACAAUACUCGCUCUAGUGGGGUUAAAUCCGAUCUCAACCGAAACAACGCAAUUAAAAGCCUGCUUGAGCUAUUUGCAAGCUAUGAUUAUCAUGGUCAUCAUAUGUCUUGGAUAUUUUCUUCAAUUUCUAACAGCUUAUAGGGGAGACAGAGGUUUCUGCAAUGAUAGAAAGGAAGCAUCAAAUCUAACAAGCUUCCGUCAGAUGACCCUUCAUAAUUGGGGUGAAAUUAUUUUCGGUUAUAUAAUACCGAAUGUACUUCAUCUUUUGGGAUUUGUGACGGCAAUUUUUGUUUGUAAAGUCAUCGAUAAUGAACAGCUGCAAAAUCUAAUUGAGCGGGUAUUUUUGAUGUCGAUGAAGCCCAAGCGACUUUGUACGAUACUUUGGUUGUAUGUUGGACUGGGAUUGGGAUUUUUGACACUUCUUUUGGCAUAUGUCAUACCUUCGGUGCUGAUGCAGUUGCAGAUUGUACAAGUUGCUUGGAUGCCAAUGGACUUGGAGGCAUAUGAAACACCGAUUAAGAUUGCUCUUCUUUGUACCAUUUUCACUCAGGACCUAGUGGAAAUAGUCAUCCUGACAAGUUACAGCAUCGAGUGUUAUUUGCUAAUGGUCCAUUUACAAACACUUUCCCAAAAACUUAUUAUGCAUUCCAUAGAGAGCUUGGAUUGGAUGAAGGAAGUUUUGGAAUUUCGAAAACUUUUAGAUCACCUCAACAACAAAUUAUCACUUCCAGUGUGUUUCUUCACUGUAAUGAAUCUCUCCUAUGCCCUAGCCGGGAUGGUAUACCUCUUCAAGGACUUCGACAUCCAAUACACCGAAUUGAAGGUGAUCAUAUUGAAUAUCGCAAAUGUCCUUCUAUGGCUUCUGAUGGGUCUCCUGCCAUUCUUCACAGCCUCAUCUGUGACACGUGUUUGUCAAUUGGCCCAAGCUAACGGCCAUCACAUCCGAAUUCGACCAUUUGUCUAUCGCAAUACUUCAGCUGAUGAUCUCAACUCGACACUACUGUUUGCAUCAUCAUUGGAUAUGUCCGCAAAGUUGUUCCGCAUGCCAAUUCAGCAAAACUAUCUUUGUUUCGCCAUCUUAAUAAUAUCCAUUGUAACCCUUACACUGGGGAUGUGCCUGAACUUUUCCAUGGAAAUAUUCUAAAAAUGUCGUCAAAGUGCUGUUAUGUUGUAUAGUGUAUGUUAUUUAUACGGUGUAUUAAUAAAAUCCCCUUGUAUUUUUUUUCCUGUA